GAUAAAGUUUAGUUGUAGUAUUCCACUCGCAGGGUUCCACAAACGCAAGCACACACACACACACACGCGCGGGCGCGAGUAAAUGAGAUCAUAUGAGCCUACUUAUGCUUCAAUAAUUUUUCUCACUCUAGAGGUUCAGUGAGUGCAUUUGCCAAAAAAGAAAAAAAAAGAAUAAGUAAGCAUAAGAGACACGUUUCCUUGACUGUGUGACAUGGUUUAUAUUAACACAGAGCAGAGACACUCGGGCUUCCCUGACUCCUCUAACGCAGCUGUGGAGACUAAACUGUGCUUCAGGAUAUUUCUGACAUCCGUCACUUGGGCUUUACCUCACUCCUUUAGUCACGUGAUGCGCCUCUGACUGGGUGGUGGGCGUGUGUUAAGCGGUGGGGUUUCAUUCAUAAAUACUUUUAGCCUUAAAGUCCACAUUAAAGUGAUCACGGAAGAGUUCCGCGUUAUUGACUUCGCCCCUCCACUCCCGCAUGGACCAGGAUAGUUGGGUAGCCAUGCAGCACUACCGUCCUGUUGCUCUGAGGCCAGUGGGUCGGCCCUGAGGGGGAACACCGCUGCUCAGGCUCAGUUGGCUGGGUGCGCUGUGGUGGCUGAGGAUGCAGCAAGGGAGCUGAGGAGGAGACUCCUGAGCUACAGCCUGGCACACACAUUCAGAGCUGCUACUGCUGCUGCUGCGUACUGCCCUCCACCAGGGGGGACUCUCUAGUUGGCCUGGACCAUGAGCAAUGAGUCUACCGUCUGGAACAGCCUACCAGAAAACUCCACAACUCAGGAGAUCCCACUCGAGGUUGAGGAGCAGCAGGAUGGUUAUGUGCUCCUCCUGGUGAUCCUCUCCAUCUUCUUGGUAGGAACACUGACAUUCAUCUCUGUCUUCCUCUUCGCUUGUCGCCGUGGAGGGAAAUGCUGUGCCAGGGCCAGCAAUGACCCUGAGAAAACCAACAACACCUACUUGGAGGAGUCUCAGCCCACCCAUGAAAUCACCAUCAGGGUGGAUGAGUCAGACUGCCUGUCCAUGGCCAGUUCUCAUGACCAAGAAACAGAGCGUUUCCUCUCCACGGGCCCCACAGGCCGUCGCGUCUCCUUCAAUGAGGCUGCGCUCUUCGACCACGGCAAGAAAACCCAGGAGAAAGGCCGCAGGUACACUCUGACGGAGGGUGACUUUCAUCAUCUGAAGAAUGCCCGGCUCACAAACCUCCACAUACCUCCUCCGGCCCUCAAGAUAGUCACCAUCCACGAGUGCGACUCUGCGGAGAACACCAUCACGAUGACAACGCGCCCUGUCGCUAAGUCAGCCCUUUCCAUCUUCCAGCCAAUGCUGUGUCCCUUGCCACAAACAGCGUUGACCAGCCUCAGUGUCAGUCCAAGCUGUGCCCUCCCUGGAGAUGCUCUCAACUCUGUGGUGGACAGCACCAAAGAACCAAGCUCCACUUCUAUUGAAAUGAUGGGAGUGGGGCCUCGGGGCAGAGGCAGCAGUGUCAGUGUGGGAGAAUCAGCAGUGCUGGGGAGCGGUGCCUCUCCUGCUGGUGGCGGUGCAGGCCAGAGGCCCGUGCUGCAGUUCCUUACUAAACUGCGGCGCCAUGCUAGUCUAGAGGGGGCCAGUCCCUACUUCAAGAUCAAGAAAUGGAAGCUGGACAGCAGCCAGAGAGCAUCGAGUCUGGACACCAGAGGCUCUCCAAAGAGGAGACAGUUCCAGCGCCAGCGGGCCGCCAGUGAGAGCAUGGACCAGGAUGACAACGAUGCACAUCAUAUAGACCUCAUCCAAUACAUUGCCCGCACCCAUGACGUCACCUAUCGCCCUAGCCAGCCCACCACAUGCCUCCUCUCGCCUCCUUCGACACCACCCCCCUCCCUCGGCAGGGUAGAGGUAGAGGUGAUGGUGGAGCCCAGCUGCAGCCAUGGAGGACCAGGGGUGAUUGGCCUGUCCCCUGAUCCCCAAGAGGAAGCGCUGUCCUUGGCUAGAAGGGAAAGUGCAAACCAAUCCGACCCCAUUGAUCCCCAGGAUUCCCAGUCACUUUACAGAGACAUCUGGACAUUACGUGCAACUCUCGAACAGUACGCAGCCUCUGACCAGAGCAGCAACAAUGACAGGAACUCAGUCUGCAGUGAUGCUGACAGUGUGUGUUCACUUGGUGGACGAACAGACACAGAAAGAGGUCUCCCCAGCUACCCAUCCCAGGAUUUAGGGGAUGAGGGAGAGUGUGGGGAGGAUGACAAGGACUUCUUUGUCUAUAUGGAUGAGAAGAUGGAGGUGAAGGAGUCAAAAAAGAAGAAACAGAAAAGCACAGACUCAGAGCGAGGGAGCAAUGAUGGAGAAACGGGGACUCGUAAAUUACUGCAGAUGGACAGCGGCUACGCGUCGAUAGAGGCUCCGUCUCGAGGUCCGGAAGAUCUGCGACUGUUUGGGAGCAGCAGCAUCACCAGCAGCCCCAAAGACAGAACAGCCCACGAGAAAAGGCAUCAUUUCACCAAUGCAGGGCGAACUGGCACGAUAGGUGAGAGUUUUGAAUCUCAUCUCUUCGAGGAGGAGCCUGAAGAUGAGUUGUUGUUGGGUGCCAGUGGAGGAGUUUCCACCGAAACAGGUGCUGGUUCACUGGGGUGGUUUCCAUAUGGUCAUGUGCUCUCUCCUCGAGAAGCUGCACAGCUUCCACCUCAGCAUUUAACCCUGCACCGCCGAGACUACAGCAUAGAUGAGAAGACAGAUGCGCUCUUCCAUGAGUUUCUCCGCCAUGACCCUCAGUUUGAUCAGCAGGAGUCCCCACUAAGAAAGCACCGGUCCCGAAUCCACCUACGCAAGCAGUGGCAGCGCCACAAGCAGUGGAGCGAUCCUGGUGUCAGACACUUCCAGUCCUCCUUUGAGAGACAGCGGACGCCUCUACGGAGGGGUGACAGUGUAAACUAUCCCCUGGACACAAGCUACCACAGUACGCUGCCCCGCAUCGUCAGUGCUCCUGACGAGGAGACGAGCGAUGGGACCAGCAGCACACCUGAAACUCCAAAGGUAGAGCUCACAACAUCUGAGGAUGGAGAAAAGGUGCAGGGCGCCCCUGUCAGAGAUACUGAGGACCACACAACCUCUUCCCCUUCGCGUCUUCAUCCCUCCAUUUCAGAGAAAGACGGAGGACUGACUGAGCUGCCUGACCCUCAGGAUGACAGCAGACAGUCUAGCCACCCCUCUGAACCCCCAGAUGAGCGUUCACGUCAGCUGCUCGACUCGUCGGGAUACGGUCCACAAACCAUCACAGCAGAGCUAACAGACAAACUGAGUGCUAACCUGGAUGAGAGGUUGUACACGGGCCUUCGCAGGACCAAGGACACGGCUACAGAGUGUGUGACCGUGACAGCCACACACGCUUCUCCGGACCACAGCCCAGUGUAGCAGGGCUCCAAUCGUCCUCCUCAUCAACCUCCUGUCUGCUAAUACACUCAUUUCUUUCUGUUUGGUUUGUCUUGCUUCAGUUUCAAUUAAACACCAAUUCCCAGAUAACCGUAGAUACAGCUGAUCCACCAGAAAUGUAUCCACUCUCUCCCUGCAAGUGUCAGCAUUACAAAGCUGUUGAGUCUUCCCAUUUUACAGCUCACUAACAUCAACAUAUCAAAAAUCAUACAAUUUUAGAAAUAACUGCUUCCUCAUUAAGUGUUUCUUUGUGUGUGUAUUCUCUUUAUGCCUCUUUUGCUGUCUUUCUGUCUCUGCUCUCCAGUAAAAGUAAAUCAAGCUGAGAGCUGCUAUGGCCUCUGUACUCCUUGAUCCACUGUGAAACCAGGUGCUAUUAGACAAGUAGAAGGCUAGUGAAGUGGACAAAACAGUUACCUACCAGUGCUGUGAGAGUAAAUACUGUAGUAAAAACAUAGUUGUGAAUUCAAAGAUUGCUUAGAACUAUAUGAAUCAUAAAUUAUCUUGAUGUGGCCUAUUGCAGGGCAACACAGACCCUUUAAAAAAGUUAAAUUAGUUUAGUAGGCUUAGUUCCUUUAAAAAGAUUGACCCAAAUAAGGAAGACGCUACGCUACAUGGAGUUAUUCAGAGUGGUUGUUUAGAUCAGUGGUGUCCAGCCUGUUGGUUGACCAGAUGACAGAAAAGGUCAAAUUGAGGACAUCCUCUAUCACCAACUGUGUGAUUGAAAAUGCUUCUCGGCUUUGUGACACAUUUCUUGUUUACUUGUAACUUUUUGUUUAAUGAGCAGUAAUCUAUUUUUGUAUGUCUAGCUUGCUUAGAUGACAGCGAAAACUGACAGUGCGGCAGGUUUAAAAAUGAGACGUCCUGCCUGCCAACAGGAAGAACUAUCAGACUAGACAAGAUCCAGCACUCUGGUGCAAUGAUUCUUCAUCAGUCAAAGAUCCAUCAGCUAUGACUUUUAUUACUUUGGGCAUCACUGCACUAAGAAUGAGAACAGAGCCAGAGUUGUGUUUAAAGCCAUGAUAAGAGAAAUUACAUAAAAGCUAUUAGAUAUGAAGCUACAACUGAAUUAAUCAGGCAGGCAUGUUCUCUCAUGCUUACAAAACAAGCUUUAUUUGUCAACAUAUGACAUUCUAAUUUCUGUCCCCCCAUCUCCUCUAAUUUUCUUGAGAAAGUUGACAGUGCAGCAGAUUCCUCCCUCGGGGGUUUUAUGGCUUCCUGAAAGGUUAUAAAACUAUCAGAACAAAGUGUCUGUGUUUAAGUCGACUUUUUCUCUCUCUUAUUUUGCUUUUUUUUGCAAUAAAAAACAAGCUGUAGUUGUGUCUAAAUUAAACAAAAAAAAACCAUCAUCAGAUUAAGCUUUUUAGGCAGAGAAUUCAAUGCAGAAUAUGCAUAAAAGGAAACACUGUAGAUGAUGGUGUUGAAUAUUAAUCGUACAAGGAAACGGGGAGUCCUCCUCGCGUCCCCCGUCUCCCUUUACUCCCUUCUUUGAGGUUGGUGCCAUGCAGGCAGUUGAAAGGACUGAAGGGAAAUAUCCGAGCAGACAACAUUAUCCUCCUCUGUUUGUUUGGGUGGAUGAUGAUGAUGAUGCUCCUUUACAGUCUGCCCAAAUUAGAUCUUUCUCCUCUGUGUGACAGGAGUCUCCUAAGUGGACUCUGAGGCACAGGCUGAGUUUCCUAUUACAAGAACAGUGACUGAGAAUAAAGGAGAUGAACUCAAAUAAAGAAUAGGGAGCCUAGUGUUUUUUUAAUUGCUCUUGUCUUCCCCCCACCCAACCACCCACCCUACACACACACACACACACACACACACACACACACACACACACACACACACACACACACACUGAACAAUUAUGUCACAAUUAAAAACCACAAUCCCCUGGAGCAAUUUUGUGCCAUCAAUUAUUGUUCUUCCUAUGUUGGUGCUAGUUAGUAGGAAGGGAAGAAAAUAUCAACAAAUCCCCCUUUCAGUUAGGAGGGAAAUGACACCUCCAUGCUGAUAAUUAUUCAUCCCAUCCUGACAGUUAAUCUUAAAGAGGAAAACCGCUAUGUUUUCCACAAAACGCCCCCCAAAAAGCCAAAAUGUCUCAAACGUGAGUCAGUUUGAGACAACAGCAGCCACAAAAGAAAACGGCCAUAAGGAUUGAACUGAAAUCAGUGCAUCUGUACAAAUAUUACAGUUUGCUGUGUAUACAAGCACAAUAUCACAAUAUCUAGACUGUAUCAAUAUCCUUUAUUAGGUUUAGGCAGAUAUUAUAUAACUGGGGACACUGUGGUAAAUGGUGUUUGUAUACUAACCAGUAGCCUGACAAAUGCGUUGAUGCAUAGCAAUGUUUUGGUCUGCAUGAGUUCAAAUUUUAGUGCAAAUCUUCAUGUUUUCUCAGACUAAUGGUACCGAUCCAGUCCAUAUUUAAUGCUCAGUUGUUUAAUGCAGAAGUCAAAACACUGGUGUGACUAGAGAUUUUGUAUUUUAUGGGAUUUAAGAGUCAUUCUAGGAUGCUGUAAACAACGAGAUUUUGUGGAAUUUAUCUCUUUGAAAGUAGAAGUAUUUCUGUAUUUCUUGCUUGUUAGUAAACUGCUUAUUUUCUCAAAGGAAAAAAGAAAAGAUACAUUUUCUCAACAACUUUGCUUUUGAUGAUCCGAAUCUAUUGAGCCUUGAGGGACCAAAUAAUUUUUAAAAAGUGUUAUUUUAGGCUUGUUUUCCAAUCUGUGAAUAAAUGAAUGAAGCAAAAUUGGUUAUAGCGUGCCUCAUUUCUAGGGAAUGGUUGUUAAUCAAGGCAUGGGAAAGGAUUGCAGAUAAGGUUCCCUCUCAUGAAUCUCAUUUCAUGUUUUUUUCCCUGUUGCUUAGGCUCAUAUUGAUUUCUUGCCUCUUCUUAUCACUUCCUCCAAAUAAUUGGGGAGUAAAGCCAAAUCCUCUCUGUGAUCUACAAAGGGAACUUUUCAAAUGGCUGCCUUCCUCUUCACACCUUAUAAUCUGUCCUUCUGGUAUACAACGUAGACUGGAAAAGGAUCAGUAAAAUACAAAAAAAAAUCUGUCCCACUGCUUGGUGGUUGGGUGGAAGACACAAAAGUUGAUCACAACUCAACACGUAGCCCACACAGCAUGUUAGAAACAUACUGACGGUACAGAAUAACAAAGUUGAGAGAUCGCAAAAGUUGAUCUGUUACUGAUAUGUCCAUUCAAACCCUAAAUGUCUACCUCAUGGUGCAACAAAAGGAAUGAGCAGAGUAGAGCUGCUUCCACACAUGAUUUCCAAACAGUGGAGAGGAUCACUUCUGAAUAUUUUCAAGAGGUAGUUUCAUUGAUAUGCAUGAUGACCGGUGGAAAUAUUCUGUGCAGACCAUGUUGGAAGCAGGACAGAUGAAAAACAAUGGGGCUACUAACUGCAAUAUUCUCACACUGGCCUGAUCGGACAUUAGUUAGAUUAUGGACCAGGAAACUGGCAGGUUAAAGGCCAUUUCGUGUCCAAUGCUUCUAAAUUGCACCUUUGUGUUUACAAGUGCUGCUCUAUUAAGUAAGUUCAGGCCAGAAGUGCAUCUGUGAUUCAUCCACAACAGCACAGUAGAAGAAUUCUCAAAAAAAUAAUCUAAUAACUGUUGAGAUGUUUCAGUCAUGCUCACCAGAUGACCUUUCAUGGACUGACGCCGCAAAAACAAAAUAGUGCCAUAAUAUUUUAAUAUUAUAGUUUUGUUUUUUUCUGUUGCAAUCUUAAUUAAAACCACAUGACAACUAACCAUUGCAAGUACUGCUGGAGGAAAAGCGUGGCUCUGUAUACAUUUUUGAGGUUGGGGUUAACUUUAAGGAAACCUCCGGUGAACUUAUAAGACUGGGAAGUGAUGAAAAAAAGAGCGAUCCAGAUUAAUGCAAAGUCUGUCUCAUCCUGUACAAGCUGGUCAGAGCAGAAGUCACAAAUUAUCUUGUCAAAGUUUGAGAUUCCGCCAACCCACCAAUCAAACCGUGUAUCACAGUCAAAGUAAAGCAAACUGCAGAGUGUUGCUGGCUGAGGUGGAGGAAACUGCAGGGAGAAGAGCAAACAGGCUCCCAGUUCCCUGCUUCAGUAGGCAUGCAUCUUAAGAGGCAUGAAGAAAUAACAAGUCAGGGGCUAUAUGAGUGCAGACAGUCAUAUUCUCAUGAUUAAAAUGUUCUACAAGUACUGCAGUAGAUAUAAUGCUAUCACUUUAAAUAAACACAGAAGAAAAUAACCAGUCAAAGCAAUAAUAAACUGAGAACCAGUGUGACUGUAGUCUGUGUUUUCCUCCCUUAAGCAAGAUUGUUUCAUGUCAUUUGUCCUCGUGGAAAAAGACAAUUUUCAUAAUGUACUGUCCUUAG
This is a messenger RNA of Haplochromis burtoni (Burton's mouthbrooder), 7732 nucleotides long. RefSeq names its product CACN subunit beta associated regulatory protein b (gene cbarpb). Gene Ontology annotation, cellular component: plasma membrane; secretory granule. NCBI's taxonomy places the organism in Eukaryota, Metazoa, Chordata, Actinopteri, Cichliformes, Cichlidae. Bases 728 to 3385 code for a protein of 885 amino acids. Gene Ontology annotation, molecular function: transmembrane transporter binding. The transcript is spliced from 11 exons. The record is from RefSeq and is a predicted model, not a curated record. Gene Ontology annotation, biological process: negative regulation of voltage-gated calcium channel activity; negative regulation of calcium ion-dependent exocytosis.